CCGCGGGUUGGAGUGCUGUCGUCACACAAAUCUUUGGUUGUCAUUCCCCGAGCCCACCGGUGUGCGUGUCGAGCAUCGGAUGAUUUCGCGAGGGCGGUGCCAAGUCGGAGGAAAUCGUGUCGUGGACGGACCGGCUCCUGAGAAAACCGAAGAGGAUCUCACCGGUAGUUGCAUCUUCUUCAUCAGCGCCGUUGCUUUUCACACGGACAAGCCCCUGUUUUAGCUAGCUCAUUUGCUAACCAACGUUAGCCGUUUAUACCAACCAGUUCAUAAAACAACUGUUAGCUAUUUUUUUUAUGUCCCGAAUUCCAGAAAUAUCUGUUAAUUAUUCGAAACGGAAAAUUAACCACAUUAUGGAGACUGAGAUACACGUGCCUGUUGGGUCGCCGGUAAUUCGAAAAUUCCCGAUUUUCGUGGAGGAAAAUAAUGUAACGGAUGGAGCAAUGAAGCUGAUAAAGCAGCUUCGGCCAGCGUGGGACAUGAACCAUGUCAAGACCAAGCUCUUCACUGAUGGGACCACUAAUAAGCUGGUUGGUUGUUAUGUGGAGGCGAGUCCAGAAGACGUGGUUCUGGUACGUGUGUAUGGGAACAAGACGGAGCUGAUUGUCGACCGAGACAACGAGCUCAAGAGCUUCCAGGUGCUGCAUGCUAACGGCUGCGCGCCGCGGCUCUACUGCACCUUCCAGAAUGGUCUUUGCUACGAGUUUAUGCAGGGGGACGCCCUCGGAACACAGGACGUCAGGGAUCCAACCAUACUCAGACUGAUAUCCAGGGAGAUGGCUCAUAUCCAUGCGAUCCAUGCACACAACGGCUGCAUCCCCAAACCCAAUCUGUGGAUUAAGAUGAGGAAAUAUUUCUCUCUGGUCGCUACAGAGUUCACCGACCAAGCCUCCAACACCAGGAUCCAGCAGGAGGUGCCCAGCCAGGCAGUGUUGGAGCAGGAGAUGGUGUGGAUGAAGGAGCACUUGUCAAAGCUGGGCUCUCCUGUGGUGCUCUGUCACAACGACCUGCUCUGCAAGAACAUCAUCCACAACAGCAAAGAGGGCCAUGUCCGGUUCAUAGACUAUGAAUACUCUAGUUACAACUAUCAGGCCUUUGACAUUGGGAACCACUUCAACGAGUUUGCAGGUAUGAGUGAGCUGGACUAUGGGCUGUAUCCUAGCCGUGAGAUGCAGCUGGAGUGGCUGCGUGUGUAUCUGCACGCGUACAAGGCGUCCACUAAGAAAGGAGAGGAGGUCAGCGACAGAGAGCUCGAGACUCUCUACGUACAGGUCAACAAGUUUGCCCUGGCGUCACACUUCUUCUGGGGCUUCUGGGCACUCAUCCAGGCCAAGUACUCCUCCAUAAAUUUUGACUUCCUGGGCUAUGCUGUGCUGCGUUUCAACCAAUACUUCAAGACCAAGCCUGCAGCGAUGGCCCUACAGAUCCCAGAAUGAGAGGGGAAUACAAGAGAAGAGAUUCACCGGCACUGACCAGGGGAGCAGACCCACUUUGAGCAGGAGAGGACUGGGAUGGGUGACAUGGGUUGGGGUUCAUGUUUAGGGCUGAGUAUGUGGUUAAGGCAGCGGUGUCAAACUCAUUCCAUUGAGAGCCUAGUGUAUGCUGGUUUUUCCUUUCAAUAAAGCCCUAGACAACCAGGUGUGGGAAGUUCUUUACUACUUAGUGACCUUUAUUCAUCAAUCAAGUACAACGGAACAGCGAAAACCUACAGACACUUGGCCCUGGAAUGAGUUUGACACUUGUGGGUAAUAACAUUAAGGGGACAGUGUGGAUGGACCCCAACAUAAAACACUAUUUUAUUCCUAUUCAACUCAGUCCACCUGUCUCAGCACUCAAGAUCCCAAUCCGCCACAGUUGGUGUGUUUUCAUUUUUUAUAUUUGAUUUAUUCUAUGAAGAAUGGAUUGAUCCAGUGAGAUUCAUUCCCCAGACACAGGUAGCUGGAACACUAGUUUUUGGUGCCGACAUGGAGGACAGUGUGCAGACACAGUUAUGUAUAAGUGUGUUUCUGGGUUUAGUCUUUGGCUGUCGCUGCUCAAAGCGUUGUGGGACAGAGGAGGCAGUCAUCGUCAACCCCCUAAGCCCUUAGCUUUGGCACUGAUCUAAUAGGAUUUAUUUUUUUGAUUUAAUAAUGGAGAGACCUUGAAAUUAGUGUAUAUGAUAUACAUCAAAAUUUACAAAAGCCAAACAACAAAAAUAAAUUGGAAAAAGGGCCCGCAAACUGAGUGAACAGUAACUUGAAGUCCAUUCUCUCAGAUCAACACAAAGUGGCUAGGGGUUGAUUUAGUACUGGCAAGUAGUUGAUUUUCAGUAAAGGGACCAUAAAUGUGAUGGGAAGAGAGGGGCUAGACAGGACAGUGAUAUGGUAGUUUAAUAAUGUCUGAUGGCAGAGCAUCUUCAGUUGCCAGGAGCAGCUUUGCGUCACUGAUGCUAAACUUUAAACCAGUUCUCCCUCUUAGCCUCUUUUCCACCACUUUAGCUUUUAUGGUGAUUCGCUCUGUUAGACUUUCCACCCCUCACAGACCAUUUGGAAAAUCCCAACCUCAAUCACCCUUGUCACACCCCUUCCCCCUGCCCCCUCUUUACCCCUCUUCCUCCCCUUUCUCUCUCCUUCUUCUGCCCUAUAUCGCUUCCUCCUCUCCCCUCUCUCUUGAUUGGCUGGGAAGGGACUUUUGCCUGAUGUGCACAUACUUACUAUAACAUCCCAACCUCUCCCCACCCCCUAUCAGGUUACAACUUCCCUAAAAAGGAGCCAAAACCUUAUAUAAUGAGGUUACUUAAACCUCAUUACUGAAACUGUGUGUUAGGUCAGGGCAAAUCGAGGCUUCAAAGGGUCUGGGACCAGUAAUCCUGGGCUGGUGUUUUUGUUCUGAAGCUUGUCUAUGAGGAUGUGAGUGAGGUGACCAAGGACAAGACAGCAGGAAGUCCACACUAAGCCAGCAGUCACUUCUCUAGCUGGCAUCACGGCACACAGGUCUUUGGAGGGUCGCUGGACCAAAUAACUCCAACACCCUUCCUUACCCCAGGCAGCAAGCCCCUCCAGACUAGUUCUGACCUCUCCAUCCAGGCAUUCAGCCCUAGUUCAGUUUUCUCUAUCUGAAUUGUUUGCAAUUCAGUGCUUUUAAAGGUCACCUUAUGUUGGCUCUUUCCUCUCCAACAAGCCCUCAGAUCAGAGGGUCAACAUAAAAAAUGGAGAGCCAUGUUAAAGUAUAGAGAUACGGGUAACUGACAAUAUAAUGGAAACGCUUGUGUAAAUGCAGCAUAUAUUGAAAGCAUGUGCUUCCACACAGGUGUGGCUCCUGAGUUAAUUAAGCAAUUAACAUUCCAUUAUGUUUAGGUUAAUGCAUAAAAAAUGGUGGGUAAAGACAUUUUGGCCACAUGGCUAUGCCCCCAUAGGAUGACAAUUCCCCCAUCCACAGGUCACUGAAUGAGCAUGAAAACAAUGUAAACCAUAUGCCAUAGCUGUCUGUCACCAGAUCUCAACCCAAUUGAACACUUAUGGGAGAUUCAGGAACAGCGCCAUCAGCAAAACACCAUCUCAUGGAAUUUCUAGAGUUCCAGACACUUGUAGAAUCUAUGCUAAGGUGCAUUGAAGCUGUUCUGGCUCGUGGUGGCCAACGUCGUAUUUAAGACGCUUUAUGUUAGUGUUUCCUUUAUUUUGGCAGUUACCUGUAUAUCGUCCAGCCUGUCCUGUGACUCUUCCAAAUUACCACUAGGGGGAGAAAGGGAGUGCUGACCCCUGCCUUGCCCUCCCCUGGUUUUCUCCUGUUACUGACGGGGUUAAUAAUUCACCAGUCUGACAGAGGGGACAUCAAUCAUUCAGCAGACCGUGACACUGUGGCUUACCAGCCUGAGCAGGCCAGGCCCAUAACUCUGGCCUGGAGUCAAGAAAGCCCUCUCACCUGUCAGUCACUAACAUGAGUUAAUCAUUUAUCAUUAGUAUUUUUUUUAAACACAAUGUUGAAGAGAAGGACUCCCUGCAAUUCCUGCCUGGUUGUUAUGAGGAGUCACUAGCCUCGCGUGCCAGGCCUCUUUGAUCCCCUAGUAAAUGCCAAAAUAUGUUGUCUGGCAACGUGGUGAGACUGAUGAGUCCCUAAGCAGCCUCUUGGUUGGGACCGACUCAGAAGAGCUCGCCUUUUUGUCCCUCGUCACCAGCCAUACAGGCUGGGAGGGUAGAUGGAGUAAAGCCAUUGUCACCAACUCUGGUCCUAGAUACUAACACACAUGGUUCCACUAAUUGGUGUGUUAAUGCUGUGUGGAACAAAAGCCUGCAACUCUCCAGGACCAGGGUUUUUGACCACUGGAUUAGUGUUAAUCAGAGCAUCCACAACAUAUAGAAAUGCAACAAAUGGAAUGGAAAUGACUCGUACGUAGGAUUGGGUCCACUCCAUACGGUACAUUUCAAUCUGCAACAUUCCAAACCUAUUACCCCUCUGAGUCUGUGUUUGAGGGUUUUUAUGAGAGAGGAGUUGGUUGUGAGAAGAACCUUUUAUUGUAGUGUUUCCUAAAUGGAUGAUCGAGGCCAAUCCCUCACAGGCUUUAUGUGAGUCACAACUCCCCAUCUGCUCUACGUGAUAUUAGCCAGUAGACCUUGGGUUGAACUGAGAGCUGACAAGUGCUGAUUGAAGAGCGCAAUGAAUUCUUGUUUAUCGUAAAUGUAUAUAUGUGAAUGUGUUUCCUUUGAAUGACCCGUAACAUUUCAAUUGAAACUAAAACUGUAUUCUCUUGUUAGGGUGCAUCUCUGUGUUGCUUUCAUCCUGUGUUUGGUGAUUUCUAAGGAGAGAUUAGUAGGGGAAGCCACUUUUAGAUUGAGACACCAUAAGAGUAUGAGGAAGAUAAGGUGGUUGAGAUGUUCUAUGCACCAAAGCACUCACUGGGGUCUGUGGUUCCUAUUCAGAAGUCACUAGAUGGCCAAACAAGUUCACUGAUCAAGAAUGUUUUUGUUUUUUGUUGAAGGGUAAAUGUUGCAACAGGUAUGAAUAAGUUGGGAUUAAUGGUUAAAAUCUCAUUUGUGAUUAGAAAGCGACAACCUAAUUCUAUCUUUAAUAACAUGGCCUGAUGGUGGUGUUAUAAAGGAGUGCUUUCUGAAUGCUCAAUCAACCAAGAAGGAUCCUGGGUUUCAUGGAAAUGCACCCACUUAUUGAAGGUUAAGGCUGCUUUUCUAUUCUCAACCCUGCCCCACAUUCUGCCUAUGCCCGUGUUAAGUCCCCCAGGCAGAUGUUAAAGCUUUGGAUAAGUGUAAAUGGUGGAAACGCCCUCCUGCCUGACACUCCAAUCCUCUCAGAUCUUUGAGGGCACAUGGACGGGAGCGAGUUGAAGAAUCGGACCCUACUGUAGGAGUAGCUAUAUAGUAGUACCAUACAAUACAUCAUAUGCCUUCCCUGGAAGACCAUUGAUUUCCAUUAGUAUUAUUGCGGGUGUCCUAGAAGACGUUGCACACUUCCAUUCAGUGAUUCAUUAAAGUUAGGUAAGAUCCGGAACUGAGGUGUGCGUGCACUAAUGUGGGACCUGAUUUUGUUAUUCCAGCAUAGGAUAUGUGAUGGCUAUGGAAGGCUUAUAUCCUGAUGGUGUUUUUAGAGUAGAAAUGCUUAAAGGAGGUAUUUAUUGGGUGAACCGGUCAUUGCAUUUCUUUCAUAAAAAAAUAUAUAAACAGUACUUGGUUAGCGUC
Oncorhynchus gorbuscha (pink salmon) is the source of this 5666-nucleotide messenger RNA. Its product is annotated as ethanolamine kinase 1-like. Gene Ontology annotation, molecular function: ethanolamine kinase activity. Gene Ontology annotation, biological process: phosphatidylethanolamine biosynthetic process. Gene Ontology annotation, cellular component: cytoplasm. The record is from RefSeq and is a predicted model, not a curated record. Bases 297 to 1436 code for a protein of 379 amino acids. The transcript has 9 exons. NCBI's taxonomy places the organism in Eukaryota, Metazoa, Chordata, Actinopteri, Salmoniformes, Salmonidae.